CCCCCCCCAGAACAUUAGUGACUCUUUAACGACCAUCUUCAGCCAGCUCGGACGAUGCCGGCGUGGAGCUGAUCUCCUUUCCGCUCGACGGCACGCUCAAUCCUCUCCUCAGGCCCUACUCACCAGCAUCAUUACCAUAAUCGCGGCCUUACGAGCACACCGAAAUAGAUCCAGUACUCGUGGAUAGCGUGUGGUGGACUUCGCUGAUCUGUUCGAAAAAGCUUUCCAAAAAGUUGCUAGGGCAACGGACAAUCCGGAAAAGAGCUGCGAACGGCGGCCAUUGAAGCACAAACACAUGAAGGUACCGCGCAGCACCAGUAUUACCGUCGUACGCCCAUCUUUGGCCUACCUCCAAAUGAUCUUGCAAUGUUUUAAUGGCCACGGACUCAUUGGUGUUGUUGAAGCCGAUUAAGGAGAACACGCAUCAGCUUCCAGAGGAUCUGAAAACUUCGCCGAAUACCGCUACCUUGAAAGCUAAAAUGUCGUCCUUUGCCAGCAAGAUCCAGGCCGAAUACGAGCGACUGUUCACAGAAAGGAAAGAUCAGAUGAGCACCAGAGCUCGGGAACGUCGUGACAACAUUCUCCGCCUUAUCCUCGCGUUUAAACAACAUCAGAAAGCGGAGGCCAUUUCGCUUUUCAUGGCGGUUGACGAUUUGACUUGCACCAUCAACUAUGAGAGCGUCGACUUUGAGCCCGCUGCCGAGAUUGUGCAGCUAUGUCACCCUUUUAUCCAGAAAUCAGCCUCCGACCAUAUCCUAUUCAUUCAUGAGUCAGCCAAUCUUUUUUUGCUGCAGCAACAUCUGACGGCGGAUCAGUCGGAUCUGUUUCUUGCCCGGAAGUGCCUAGCUGUGCUCUGUCAAGACCAGUAUCGGAACCCACAAGCAGCUGUGGACUUGCUGAAAAGGCACGUAUUGGGGAUUACCAUCGAAGGCGCUGACGGACAGCCGUCCACCGCAGAUUCAUCGGUGUAUAGGUACGCUGCACUAUGCUUCCAGGAGCACGUUACAGCUGUAUCGAAACCUCCAGACGAUCUCAUUGAAAUGUUGGCUCGCUUUCUUCGAGGGACGGAGUAUGUAACCUGGUCUGAGAAUCUUUUUGACCUCAAGCAGCAAGCUAGCUUUGGCGGUCAUCUCACAGUUCUUAGCCGGUUGUCC
Cladophialophora immunda is the source of this 1154-nucleotide messenger RNA. RefSeq lists its product as uncharacterized. The transcript is spliced from 3 exons. Lineage: Eukaryota; Fungi; Ascomycota; Eurotiomycetes; Chaetothyriales; Herpotrichiellaceae. The record is from RefSeq and is a predicted model, not a curated record. The annotation marks the transcript as partial.